This is a messenger RNA of Phasianus colchicus (ring-necked pheasant), 4513 nucleotides long. RefSeq names its product gamma-aminobutyric acid type A receptor subunit alpha4 (gene GABRA4). Lineage: Eukaryota; Metazoa; Chordata; Aves; Galliformes; Phasianidae. The record is from RefSeq and is a predicted model, not a curated record. Gene Ontology annotation, biological process: monoatomic ion transmembrane transport; chloride transport; gamma-aminobutyric acid signaling pathway. Gene Ontology annotation, cellular component: membrane. Gene Ontology annotation, molecular function: GABA-A receptor activity; extracellular ligand-gated monoatomic ion channel activity.
GGCGCGGACCGGUGCCUGUUGCCCCGAGAGAGUUAACGGCGCGGGGAAAGUCGCCGCUUCUCCGCCCGUGCCCGGCUCCUGGCAACAGGGGCGCCGCGCAUGUAGGGCCGCCGCGGGCUGCCGGCGCCGCCGCCGUCCCCGUCCCCCGCCCCGGACAACGUGCCCAGGCGUGAAGUAUGGCAUGCAAAGAUGGUUUCUGCCAAGGAGCCAGCCUUCGCCAUGUCCUCGGGUCUCUCCAUCGCCCUCCUGCACUGCCUGUGCCUGGCGACGUGUCUCACCGGGCCGCCGGGACAGAGCAAAAAAGAGGAGAAAUUGUGGCCGGAGAAUUUCACCAGCAUCCUCAACAGUCUCCUGGAUGGCUAUGACAACCGCCUGCGCCCGGGAUUCGGAGGUCCUGUUACUGAAGUGAAAACAGAUAUAUAUGUCACCAGUUUUGGACCUGUUUCUGAUGUAGAAAUGGAGUAUACAAUGGAUGUCUUCUUCCGUCAGACAUGGGUAGACAAAAGAUUAAAAUAUGAUGGCCCUAUUGAAAUUUUAAGACUUAACAACUUGAUGGUCUCGAAGGUGUGGACUCCUGACACUUUCUUCAGGAAUGGGAAAAAGUCUGUUGCACAUAACAUGACCGCCCCAAAUAAACUCUUCAGAAUAAUGAGGAAUGGCACUAUCCUGUAUACAAUGAGGCUUACAAUAAGUGCAGAGUGUCCCAUGAGAUUAGUGGAUUUUCCCAUGGAUGGUCAUGCUUGUCCUCUCAAAUUUGGGAGUUAUGCAUAUCCAAAGAGUGAAAUGAUUUAUACCUGGACAAAAGGACCUGAGAAGUCAGUGGAAGUUCCUGAGGAGUCUUCCAGUUUAGUUCAGUAUGACCUGCUAGGGCAUACGGUGUCCAGUGAAACCAUUAAAUCUAUUACAGGUGAAUAUAUUGUUAUGACAGUUUACUUCCACCUCAGACGGAAAAUGGGUUACUUUAUGAUUCAGACGUAUAUCCCAUGCAUUAUGACCGUGAUCCUUUCUCAAGUUUCAUUUUGGAUAAAUAAGGAAUCUGUACCAGCUAGAACUGUGUUUGGAAUAACCACAGUGUUGACAAUGACGACACUGAGCAUCAGUGCAAGACACUCACUGCCAAAAGUAUCAUAUGCUACUGCCAUGGACUGGUUCAUUGCGGUCUGCUUUGCCUUUGUGUUUUCUGCUCUUAUCGAGUUUGCUGCUGUCAACUAUUUUACUAAUAUUCAAAUGGAAAGAGCCAAAAGGAAGACGGUAAAAUCCCUCCUUGAAUUUCCAGUUGCUCCAAUACAAAGAGAAAAAUGUACAGAAGAGACACACACGAGUACAGAUGCCAAUUCAAAUGUGAGGAAAAGAACGAAUGCCACAGUACAGUCAGAAGCUGAUGGUGGGAGUCGAAUUGACACAAGGCACAGUUCCAUCCAGCCUCCCUCUGUAGCUCAGGGGUCUUCUGACAUUACACCCCACUCCCUUUCUGCAUCAAGUCCCAACCCUUUCACACGUAUUAAUGCAUCAGAGACAUUAUCUUCUGCAAGAGCUACCCCUCCAGCUCCUCCUUCUACCCCAAUUUUAACUGGAUUUGUAUCCCAGCAUGCCACAGUUGGAUCCCCUUCCAUUCAGCACUUGCUUGGAUCUAGACUGGAGCAGAUUCAGACCACCACACCUCAUACAUUAGGAGCAUCUGCAAAACCAUCUGCUGUCACACCACCUGUUCCCCCUGCCUCUCAUUCUGGCACUAGUAAGAUAGACAAAUACGCACGAAUUUUAUUUCCUGUUACCUUUGGAGCAUUUAACAUGGUCUACUGGGUGGUGUAUCUAUCCAAGGAUACCAUGGAAAAAUCAGAAAGUCUAAUGUAGUUUUGCUGCUAUGUAGUAGUUCAAAAAUUAUACUCACAUUUGAUGCAGAGUUUCUUCUUUUGAAACUAUUUAAAAAGUCAAUUCUUAUUUAUAAAAGCUGUGUGCUACUUUCCCAUUGUAAAGGCUGGAGAUCUUGGGGAUAAUGAGGUAAUUCUUAAAAAUAGGUAACAGAAUUCUCUUCCUCCCUUCAGCUAGGAGUGAAUCGUCACUCUUCAGACAGACUACUUGCCUUUGGGAGAAACAUGCACAGGGAAAAAAUCAAAGAUGGAGGUGCACAACUGUGCAGUGGAAUUCAUCUCCACUGCUAGGAAUUAUGCGUGUUGAUUAUCAUGGAUCCCUGAGGUACCUAGUACUGUCAUCUGGACACAGCAUUGCAUUUCUUGACUGCAAGACCCAUGUCCUGAAUAUUUUGACAGUACCUGCUAGAAAAGGACUUUUUGUGCUAGGCUAAAAUUGGCAGAAUGGGGGGAAAAUGAGCAAUGGAAAAAGAAAAUAGAGUCCAGCCUGGGAAAGUGCAACUCCAGAAGAGUUAUGCAAAGGAGUUGUAGAGCUCCAUAUAUUUUUACGAAGCAUUAUUUUGCAUUGCAGCCUUGGAAAUUUUCACUUCAAAAUAAGAAUGAAUUAACCUUAUAAAAUCUGAAAUCUGAAGUAAUUCUCAAAAUUGGAUUUUUUUGUUUGGUAAGGUGAUCUUAAAUGUGAUUCUUCUUAGAACGUGCUGACCAGCUUGAAUGGAUUUAUUUCUAAAUUACAUCACAUGAUAGAAUGGAACCAGGUCCACAGUGUUCAAGUUUUUGAAUUCCUUGUUCUUUCCUUUGGAUGCUUUUGGAUUUGUUAAUUGUUUUGUUUUGUUUGUUUUCCAUAUUUUUCAGUCAUAUACCUCUGAUUUCCUUUGAACAUGUUUUCCUCUCUCUUUUAUUAUAUAAUGUUUGAGUCAAGUUAAAUUUACAGCAAAUUUUGAAGUGGCUUCAAAAUCAAGGAAAACAUAUUUUCCUGUGCUUUGAUAUGUGUGGCUAUGGCACAACUUUGAGUGAACGUGAGACACCCUUUUGUGAAGGAACACUGUGACAUAAAUCCAAAAAGCAUGUUUCUAGACGAAGCAGGGGAAACACAAGGUGUAUUUAUGGUUCAUUAGUUUUUCUUACACUGUGGGUGAUUUCCUUAGUGGUUCAGUGUACGAACAGACAACUACUUUUCUUUAUUUAAAAAAAGAAGUGAACAGUUUAAGCUUGAUAAAAAUCUUAUCAACAGUGUUCUUUUCACCUAUAUGAACGGAGGAUAUGCUGGCCAUCAGUCUGAAGGUUUUUGUGGAGUUCCAUCUGGCUAGGCAAACAGUUAGCAUUUCUACGCAGAUGACAAGUGAAUAUCAAGGGCCAAAUUCUCAGCUGUGAUCUGGCUGUUUUUAAAGGAUUAAGGAGAAGCCGAUUCUCCUUUGCCUGGACUAAUCAUUAACUACAGUUAAUUGACAUGGCAGAUUGGUAGCCCAUUGUCAAAGUUUUACGCUGAGGCCAUUGAGGUGGGUGUUCUGGAGUUCUCUGCUCAAGUAAUGAUAAAGUGAUUGAGAGUCUGAUGGAAACCUCAAGUAGCUGGAGUAAUCAAGACAGCCCUACACAGAACUGGGAUGAGAAUCACUGUACAGUGGCCAUAUAUAUCUCUAUCAAUCCAAACAUAGUAGCUAUUUUGCAGCUGAGAAUCUGACCUGCUAGCUUAUAGGAUCUUGGAGACUGUAAGAGGUGUAUAAUAGAGCAUGUACCAUGGAUUCUAGGCUACCAUUUCAUAUAGAACAUUGGAAUGUACAUGGUAGGAUUCAUAGGAUUUGGAAUGUCUUACAUGUCUUUAUCAUGAUGUAGUAGUAUAAACGGUUACCUUACUCUUUUUUUGUUCACUUAAGUGACGUUCUCAAGAAGAUAGGCAAAGUCCUCACCUUUUAUAUGUGGAAGAAGCCCAAGAUUAAAGUGCUCCUUAAAAAACCAUUACACAUUCCAAAAUAUGGGAUUGGAAAUGAAGCACACAUGCAGGUUGUCAAGGUGCAGUAGUUUGCAUCUUCAGAUGUAUCAAUGGGAGCUGUGGCUGUGCUUCCCUAAUUUAAUCACAGUAUUGCAGAUUGUCAGAAUAGCAGAUAUUCUACAACAGAGAUCAUUUGUUUAUUUUGUGAAGCUGGAAGAAAAAAACCCUAAUCCUCUGGCAAUUGUUGAUCAUAAUUGCGCAAGGGGUAAUUUUUUUCUAGUGUGAAGAACAGUGGCUUUAUGUGUUGAGAACUUAGUGUUUGCUCCAAAAGUUAUUGAAAUUACUCUUUGCUUUUCUCUCUGAUGGAAAAAUGAGGAUGUUUUCUCUUAGACAGAGCUCUAAAUGAUUCACUCUAAACAGCUGUCUCUUCCUUUCUACCCAUCCCCCUAUACUGCUCAUAUAAUAAGCUUUUUUUGUGCAUUGUUCAGUAGAAUCAACACCGGUUCAGGCUGUUUAGCCAAGGUUGAAGUAAAUGUGCUAUUUGGAUUUGUUUGUAGGUCCUGUUUCAUUUUAAAGACUUACAAGAAGGAGAAAAUGAUUGCAGGAAUUAUUUGAAUUCAAAAUACUAAUUUCUGUGCUUCCUUGUUACAAAAAAUUUUUCAUGAUAUCUCAGAACAAAUAUGUUUUUAACCCAUCAGUCAAUUCCUGAAUUACC